This is a messenger RNA of Cladophialophora yegresii CBS 114405, 858 nucleotides long. Its product is annotated as oxidoreductase. The coding region runs from base 1 to 858 and encodes 285 amino acids. Gene Ontology annotation, cellular component: intracellular anatomical structure. NCBI's taxonomy places the organism in Eukaryota, Fungi, Ascomycota, Eurotiomycetes, Chaetothyriales, Herpotrichiellaceae. Gene Ontology annotation, molecular function: oxidoreductase activity, acting on NAD(P)H, oxygen as acceptor. The record is from RefSeq and is a predicted model, not a curated record. The transcript is spliced from 2 exons.
AUGGAUGACGCCAUGAAUGGAGGAAACUUCAAACACUACAACACCGAACCGCCCGAGUCGAAAUAUAUCAUGCCGCUGUUCUCAUUAAAGGGCAAGACAGCCAUCAUCUCUGGAGCAGGACAAGGCAUCGGGUUGGCAGUAGCGCGAGGAUAUGCAGAAGCCGGCGCCAACGUUGCCAUAUGGUUUCAUUCGAACAAAAAGGCUCACCAACGGGCGGAAGAGAUUGAGAAGGAAUUCGGCGUCAAGUGUCGAGCAUACCAAGUCGACGUUCGAGACGCGGCGUCUAUCGACGAAGCCAUAGUUUCUCAAGUCAAAGAGUUCAACAAUCGACUGGACAUAUUCGUCGCCAACGCCGGCAUCCCCUGGACGCAAGGACCCAUGCUGGGAGGCGAGCUGGAGCACUAUCGAAACGUGAUGAAGAUCGAUGUCGACGGCGUCUUCUACUGCGCGAGAACGGCGGGCAGAAUAUGGAGAGAGCAGAAGAAGAAUAAGCUGGAAGGUUUCACCUAUGGGAAGUUUAUUGCAACUGCCAGCAUGUCUGGACAUAUUGCGAACAUCCCGCAACUGCAGACUGCCUACAAUGCUGCAAAGGCCAAUGUUAAGCACAUGUGCCAGUGUCUCGCGGUGGAGUGGGUGCAGUUUGCCAGGGCGAACAGUAUCUCUCCGGGAUACAUUGCGACCGAGAUCAGCAAUUUUGUGCCUCCUGAAACGAAGAGUAUCUGGAGAGACAAGAUUCCGAUGGGGCGUGAAGGGGAGCCAAUUGAGUUGGUGGGCGCGUACUUGUAUCUCGCUAGCGACGCAAGUUCCUAUACCACAGGGACUGAUAUUCUGGUCGAUGGGGGAUACUGUGCGCCAUAA